This is a messenger RNA of Delphinapterus leucas (beluga whale), 6197 nucleotides long. It is a transcript of the gene PPP1R26, whose product is annotated as protein phosphatase 1 regulatory subunit 26. The record is from RefSeq and is a predicted model, not a curated record. Gene Ontology annotation, molecular function: protein phosphatase inhibitor activity. Gene Ontology annotation, biological process: negative regulation of phosphatase activity. Lineage: Eukaryota; Metazoa; Chordata; Mammalia; Artiodactyla; Monodontidae.
CUCGAGGAGCAGGGUGGCAGUUUGGCAAAGCGAAAGCCCCCAGGCUUCAGCCCACAGUCUCUCCAAGUACAGUUUCGGGGAGUUUUCCAGAAUGAUUCAUCUCAUUGUGGGUGAUUGUUUUAAAGCCACAAGCUGUCGCUGGAGACGCUCUCUGAAUUUUUAACCUCAUUCUUGCGCUAGGUAAUUUGACAGUUCAGAAAACUGCCCACUAGGAGUCCGAGCUCUCGAUGGUCAUUUAAGAGCUGUGAACAUGGUCAAGGUGAUGAGUAGAGAGCAGCGCUUUUCCUUCCGCCCACUCUGCUACCUGGAGUGGAAACCACUGCAGCUUGGGUUCAUCCUUGGGCCCACUUUUUCAGAUAGCAGUGCUGUUUAAGAAGUUAAUAUUCUUUAUGUAGACUCUUCACAGUUCAAGGCCUAUGCAGAUGUCUUGUAAUCUCUGUCAUUUUGCCAAGGCAGCUUGAAUGAUGACCACAGCAAGGAUCAGCCCGAUGGCCCAGGAGAGUUGGGAAUUAGUUGUGGUUAACUGUAUUUGGCCUCAGGUCAAAAGUCCGUUUAAAAAGUGGGCACCAGAUGCUACAGCGUAGAGGUGGGGGGACGAAGACCCAAUCCCUGAACCGUUCUGCAAACGUCACGCUGAACCUGGACUCGAAGAGAAUCGCAGGAGCUGCUGAUUCGCGUCAAGGUUGGACCCACCCACGACGUCUCACUGAACCUGGAUUCAUACUAGUUGUUCUUUUCCACCUGCAGAGAAGCACUGAGUCUUUAUCUCAUUGGCACCUCCUGACAACUUUUGGAGGUAAAUAAAACCUCUGUUCCUGUAUCGGAGAAGAUGGACAGAGGGACGAGGAAAGGACACUCAUGUGAGCUUCCGCGAGCUCGCUGCGGGUGGCUCGGAAGCGUUUUCUCAUGAAGCUUCGUGGCCAUCUUGCAUCUACAGCCAAGGGAGAUGAGACCCGGGAGGCGUGAGUGACUUGCCCUGGGACCCGCGGCCGGCUGGACCCUCACCAGGCCCACCGCUUCUCCAUGACCUGACCUGGGGCGCCAUCCCGGCGUGCCUUCUCCUCCAGGAUGUGAAGCAGGCAGAGAAGCAAAGUGCCGCCUCUCUGCACGUCCCGUCGGCUAGGAUGUAUCUCAUGAAUGCGCCUCCUGUGCUCGCCCUGCCGUCCAAAUGGGAGGCCUUUGGCCCACCCGGGAGCUGUAGGUUUCCCGGAUGCUUCUCGGAGCCGAAGGAGGGCGUCCCGAGAGCGGCGGUGAGCGCCAAGGUGCAGGCGGUCAUCAGCACGCUUCAGGGGGACGGGGCCACCCUGGGCAUGAGUGGCGAGCAUGGCCGGCAGAGAAGCCAGAGAGCGGAGAGGGGCCGUGGCACCAGGCUGGCUACCAGCCCCGCCUUUGCCGCCUGUGGUCUUGCUGUUGGUUUUGACCCCAAGGGGGAGGAGGAGGCCGCGGACCUUGGCCCCCUGGUGCUGGAUCCGGACAGUGAUGAUUCCGUGGACCGCGACAUUGAGGAAGCCAUCCAGGAGUACCUGAAGGCCAAGAGCGGGGCCGCCCGGCCUCCUGCAGCCAGUCGAUGCAAACCAGAGCCGCCUCCGAGCGGCACCCCGACCGCCCUGUGCCCCCCAGACCUUGCAGCUGGCCCCACUGGUGUCCCCGGCAGCCACAGGGGAGUCGGCCAGGACCAGGGCUCUGCCUCGCCACUCAGCGUGAGCAGUGAGGACUCCUUCGAACAGAGCAUCCGGGCAGAGAUCGAACAGUUCCUAAGUGAGAAGAGGCAGCACGAAACCCAAAAAUGCGACGUUUCUGCAGACAAAAAACCAGACCCCGGUGACGGCUUGGCCCAGUCGGCGUCUAGAUCCAGCAGAGAGCCGACGGGCAAGGCGUACCAGCAGGAGCUGGCGGGCGCCUGUAAGGAAUUUACCUUCCGGAAGCCUCCCAGGUCCACAAAGGCUGGCGUGCUGCCCAGAGGCCCCAGGUGCAAGGUCACCGUUGAGCCCGCCGUGGCUGCGGGCCGCCCUGCAGAAGCAGCCCCUGGUAAAGUCGGGGUCAGGAGGGGCACCGGCUCAGGGAAGAGGGGAAGGCGAGCCAGGAGCGCGGCCCUGGUGCCUGAGGCGGCCGACUCAAGCAGCGAUGAUGGCAUCGAGGAGGCCAUCCAGCUGUACCAGCUGGAGAAGAGGAAGGAGGCAGGUGGCGAGCCGCUGCAGAGGGCCCUGCCCGCGGAGGAGAAGGGCCCCGGGCCCCCUGCACACGGCACGGGCCUCUGCACCAAGAGCACCUGGCUCGAAGGCCACGGGAAGACCCCGGGCAAGAAGAAGCCGGUGGCCACCAAGGCCGCGGACUUCAGCCCGGGUGGCCUGGACCCCGACCACCCCUCCAGGCCUCCCAGGGAAACCGUGGCUCCUGCACCUCCAGGAAGUACAGCUGCCGAAAGCAAGUCUGUGGACGGGUCCCCGUGCCGCGCAGACACAUCCGCGGAGCUGAUGUGCGCUGAAGCGAUCCUGGACAUUUCCAAAACGAUCCUGCCGGGUCCCCUGGAGGGCGGCACCAGAUCCCCGCCCACCAGCCCACUCCUGUAUCCCCACGACGUGCCUUCCUGCUCCGACGGUGACAGCAGCUCUGUGGACAGCGACGACAGCAUCGAACAGGAAAUCCGGACGUUCUUGGCUCUGAAGGCGCAGUCAGGGGGGCUGCUGCCCAGGACGGAGACGUGCCCGCCACCAGCACACAGCCCGCUGCUGCCGUCCGGCCUCAGCGCCUCGGCCUCCAAAUCGCCGGACCUGUCACUGAGCUGCAAGAGGAAACGCGGAGCAGGCAGCACCGCCGUGCGGCCGUGCACGUCCAAGAGGACCAGAGACACGGCCGAGGCGCAGGAGGGCGCCCGGGACGCCGACCGCAGCCAGGGGAGAGCGCAGCCCAGCCAGGGGAAAGCCAGCGAGGCCCCGGGAAGGGAGGGUGAGACCUGGGGCCAGCCUCUCCCCUGCAGGACGGGCGUGCUGGGUGAUGAGCACGGGGCUCCGGUCACGCAGGGUACCGUGUUGCCAGGCCCCGGGAAGGCGGCCGAGGCGAGGCGCGUGGAUGAGAAGGAGAGUUCCGAGGACAAGAGCAGCUCGCUGGACAGUGACGAGGACCUGGACACGGCCAUCAAGGACCUGCUGCGGUCCAAGCGGAGGCUCCGGAAGAGGUGCAAAGACCCCAGAGCCGGCUGCAAGAAGAGGGUCAGGUUCAGCACCACGGAGACGCAGUUCCUGGAUAAAGUAGGGGGCUUCCCGAAAGACUGGAAAGACCGAAGCCCACAUCUGCUGAAAAGCUGCCUCUCAAAGUCCAGAAAAGAGAGCCCGGGGAGACCCUCGCACGUCCUCUGCCAAGAAGCGGUGAGAGCAAAGCCAGAUGGCGUGGCAGCCGAGGACGCGCCCCCGGCUCCCCGGUCCAGGGGCCAAGCUGCAGGAAGGAGCCUGUUCUCUGGUGAAUCGGAAGCCCGUGAACUUCGUGGUCCGGCCCCAAGCCCCAGUUCCCUGUCUGAUGACAGCAGCUCUGUAGACAGCGAUGACAGCAUUGAACUGGAGAUUAGGAAGUUUUUGGCCGAAAAGGCCAAGGAGUCCGUGAGCGGAUCAGAAAUUCAAGGAGGGGGCCCCACCGCUCUCGGGACGGGGAAUGGGGGCAAGCCAGAGCUGCCGUGCCGGAAAGUGCCACCUCCCGGCCCGGCCCUUCAGCCUGGCAUGUGCACCCGGAGCCAGAGGUGCAGGGGGCCCUUGCAGCCGGCCGAGGGACCGAGGGGCCCGGGCAGAGCCUUCGCUCCGGCCGGGAGGAGCAGCCCCCGCGCCGAGCAGGCCUGCAGCCCUGCAGCCCUGGCCAGAUGCGAACUGGUGCCGCCCAGGAGCGCCAGCGGGACCGCGUCUGCCAAAGGGUCACCAGCCAGUAGGAGAACCGCCUAUGUGCCCAAAGAUAAGAGCCCGAGGGGGGCCGAGGCUGCCGCGGGGGAAAGCGCAUUGGCUCAGCUCCCGAGCUGCGUGGAGGCUGGCGCUCGGGCAGAGAGCCGGAGCUCACUGGCACGGACCCCAGGCGCCGAGCAAGAGGGGAGGCCCCGGGCCGGCCUCGCCCUGCCCUGGACUGACUUCUCCCCCCAGAGCCGGUUGCAGAGCACCUGGGCACUGAACACGAAAGGCAGGGACACGGCGGCGUGGAAAGGGGGCCUCAGGGGCCAGAGAGAGAAGCGGCUGGAGGGCCAGGCCCGGGGCUCGCCCAGCCUCGCCAUGGACCCCAAGAGAGGCCUGCCUUUUGCCGGCUUCUCACCACUGCUCUCCACGCAGCUGUUUCACUUCGGGAAGAGUGUCUCCUGGGGCGGGAAGCAGGCCAGCCUCUUCAGUCCCCCCCUGAGCCUGCCUCUACAGGGCGCAUCCUUCUCGGCCUUCCGAGAGACCCAGGCUGGCCACGGCCCAGUGUUCGGAAGCUCACACUUGCUGGUGAAGCAGGAGGGUGGCCGCUGGCCGCCCAGGAAGUCCCAGGCAGGGCUCAGUCUGCCCGACAGGAGGAACUCGGGGCCGGAGGAGAGCAUCUUGGACCUGCGGUACAGGCGGAGGGGGGCGGACAGAGACGAUGAAGACCAAGAGGCCCUGGGCAGCGACGCCAGCGAGUUCAGCGAUGCGUCUGUGGAGGAGGGCGGCAGCCUCUUGGCCAAGGGCCCCGUCCUCCAGCUGUGAGCACGCUCCUGGCCGCGGCAAGUGUGGGCGAAGCAUGUGUGUGCCCGUCCCCACAUGUCACACGCUCCUGAUGAAAGGGCGGAGCCCUGGAGGCCCCUGUACAGCCUGUAUAUAUGUACACUAACGCGAAAGGAUGUUUUUAUUUAACAGAUGUGUCCUGGUAAAUAUAAUUUUUGUAGGCUUUUUGUAAAUUAUUUAAAGUGCUGUAAAAGAUAUUUUUGGUGAAUACCAUUGUUGGAUUUUGUAGGACGUUCCUCGGGGCAGUUUUCCGUGGUCUCCACACUAGUCUUAGAUCAGCAAACACUUGGUUCCGACUGUCCCUGCACUUGGGGUUGAUCGCUGGUGGCCAUGGCCAGUCGUGGCCACAGUUCGGGCCCGAGGAAGGCAGCAGCUGUUGCCCCGCCUGAGACAUGCCAGAGCGCCCCAGCGGUCUUGGUUGGGACACCCCUGGACAGCACUUCUUAUGUAAAAGAGGCCCGAGCAUGUCUUCAAUUGGAAAAGCGUUUCAAAGCACAAUGGCCAGCGAGCAAACCGGCCAUGCCAGUUGCAAGUAGGAGUCCUGAGUGAGAUCUCAGGGCCGGUCACCAGUUCACACCUGAGGCCUGUGUUGUUUAAUGUCCAGUCCUGUUCAAACAUGACAUGAUUCUACCGGCUCAAUAAACCUCUUUAUACAGGAGCUGCCGUCCUUCGUUUUUAGUCACAGCUCUAAAAAGGUACCAGGCAGCCCGUGUGUUCUCAGUGCCCUUGUCCUGAUCUGGGCAAAGCAAAGAGGCAACGGCUGCUUCAUGGGUUCUGGUGCCCGGAGUCCUGAGGACCGAGGACAAAGCCCACCGCCCUCCGGGAACUGGGCUCGCUGGGACUGUGCUCCACCAGCAGGGGUGUGCCCGUGCUCUCGGUGUGUCUGAGCGGCGGUGCCACGCACACAGGGAAGAGCGUGGCAUCCUGUACUUUGUGCUCUGAGGCUGCUGCGGUGCCCACAGCUACAGAAGAGGCAGGCGGGAACCUGCACACGUGAGGCUGAGCGCUGACGUUUACCCGCGAUCGUCCAGCAAACUGAUCGGCUGCCGCAAUUGUGACAGCUCAUCGGUAGCUGCGGUGGGCCUGGAGCAAGGUUUAAUUUGCAGCUGAAGUUGUUAUUCUGAUGUGCAAGUGAAUUUUCUACAUGUUGUGCCCCCCUAGGUCUUAGCAGGAUCACUUCUGUACCCAAAUGGGGACGUGUGCCAGCACCCACAGUCAGUGUCCGCCGGGUCAGAUGCUGUGACGAGCAGGCCCUGUGGACUCCGUGACCGGCCGGUGCCUACGCGCUGUGCAUCCGAUAUUUCCGUUGUCGAAUAUUCAUUCACUUAAGUGCUUCCUGGAAAAACAAUCCAUGCUUUAAAUUUCAUUUAAUUUUGAAGGACUGCUUUUAACACUUGAAAACAAAAAUCAGCUUGUUUUGUAUAUAAGAACUGGAUUUUUUGUUUGUUUUUUUUUUAUGCUAAUAAAUCAGGCACUGCUCACAAAUCA